Molecule: messenger RNA, 3858 nt
Organism: Panthera uncia (snow leopard)
Lineage: Eukaryota; Metazoa; Chordata; Mammalia; Carnivora; Felidae
Gene: IL7
Product: interleukin 7
Exons: 5
Coding region: 404-880 (158 amino acids)
Biological process (GO): immune response
Cellular component (GO): extracellular region
Molecular function (GO): interleukin-7 receptor binding; growth factor activity
Source: RefSeq, a predicted model, not a curated record
CGCGCCCUCCUCUGGUCCCGGUUCAGGUGCAGAGAAACGUCUGGGGGAGGACGCAGGUGCUCAAGAGAGGUGGGGCGGUGAAGGCGCCCGAGUGGUGAACCCAAGAUCGAACCUGCAGACCCAGCGCAAAGUAGAAACUGAAAGUACAUUGCCGGCUGAUCCUACGGAAGUUAUGGGAAAGGCAAAGCGCAGAGCCGGGCCGUGGUGUGUGCCGCCCCCCUUGGGAUGGAUGAAGCAGCAGGCGCGGCGUGGGUGAAAGGAACCAGCCGCAGAGACCGCCCUACCCAGCACGCGCUCCCAGCAACUCCGCGGAAGACCAGGGGCCUGGCAGCGACUAUGGGCGGUGAGAGCUUGCUCCUGCUGCAGUUGCGGUCAUCAUGACCACGCCCGCCUCCCGCAGACCAUGUUCCAUGUUUCUUUUAGGUAUAUCUUUGGAAUUCCUCCCCUGAUCCUUGUUCUGUUGCCAGUAGCAUCAUCUGAUUGUGAUAUUGAAGGUAAAGACGGAAGAGAAUAUCAGCACAUUCUAAUGAUCAGCAUCAAUUACUUGGACACCAUGAUAAAAAAUCGUACCAAUUGCCCGAAUAAUGAACCUAACGUUUUUAAAAAACAUGCAUGUGAUGAUAAUAAGGAAGCUGUGUUUUUAUAUCGUGCUGCUCACAAGUUGAAGCACUUUGUCAAAGUGAAUAACAGUGAGGAAUUCAAUCUCCACUUAUCAAGAGUUUCACAGGGCAUGUUACAGUUGUUGAACUGUACCCCCAAGGAAGACAGCAAAUCUUUAAAGGAACAGAGAAAACAGAAGAGCUUGUGUUUCCUAGGGAUACUACUACAAAAGAUAAAAACUUGUUGGAAUAAAAUUUUGAGGGGCUCUAAAGAACAUUGAAAAAUAUGGAGUGGCAAUAUAAAGACAUAUGACUUUAGUUGUAUCUUCCAAGAAUCUAUUUGCUCAUACAGUUUUUGGGGGUAGAAUACCCUAGAAGUGACAGAAUGCCUCCUGGUAAAAGUGGAUUACAGCAGCUGAGAAAUUCAUACAAUAGAACUAGAACUAGAAGGACGCAGACAGUGGAAACCAAAUGCUGCAAUCAACAAACUAUUUUAUAUGUUUUUGGACAUAAUCAAUCAGUAUUAAUUCUGUGAUUUUUGUAAGAUAAUCCAUGUAAACUAUUAGUUGCAAUAAUACCUUUUAAACCUGUUUUAAAAUUUCAGAAGAAGAGAUAAAAUCUGUGAAGUAUAUAAAGGUUGCAAGGAUUAAAAAAUAACAUUGCUUUAUUAUCAAAUUAAUUUUAUGCAUCAGCAUCCUACAAUGAGAGUGGAAAUUGGUGUCUCUGUGCUGAAAAUGUUUCAGAAUUAACAGUGAGAUGUGGGUAAUGUCCAUGAGAGGAGGAGUCAUAUACCUUAAAGCAGCAGCAGUAUGAAGGAGUACAAGAGAUUUAAGAGAGAGAUUAAGACAUGUAAUCAUACAUGAAUGUAUAACACAGUGCCUUCACUAGAUGGUAUAGCAAAUGUUUUAAGAUGACCAUAAAGAAUAGUUUCACAAAAUAGAAACUCACCUGUUCUAAGGAUGCUAAACCAUAAUACUGAGUUAUUUUGGUCAUUUAUAUGUAAUAAAAUUUGUCUAAAUGAGUUUGCAAUUUGGGAAGUAUAUUUUUAACAGAAUAAUAUAUGUUGACCUUUUAAUUAAUGAAAUGUGUAUAUUUAAUUUUGACACUGUAUCUGUAUUAUAUACAAAUAUUUUCAUACAGUAUUACAAACGUUGCUUAGUUUGGAUAACAUUCCUCCUUUGAUAAUAAAUGGCCUAUGUAAUAACACUGUCAGAUUCACUUAAUGCCUUUUAAAACAAGAUUUUAAUACUGUACCACUAUUUGAUCUCUCACUGCCAUUGAAUAUGUGACUUUUAAUACCUUAUUACUCAGAAUGUGCAUGAAACCAGGACCCAAAACUAUAUAAGAACAGGAACUUUGCUUUCUAUGUUAAAUUUUAGUCUAUUAAAAGAAGCUUUUGUAUAUACCACAUCCAGUUUAGAAAAGUCUGCCAAUAGUCUUUGCUUACUUAUAAAGGGAAAUGAAAAACCUAUUCUAGCCAGGCCACAGUCCUUCAGCAGCCACCACUUUGCUUAACUCACAGCCUUACUGCUCUUUUACGCUUUCAUUACCACCUGGUAAAGUGCUGACCGGCUUUGAGCUUCAGAUGAGGCUCUGGUGCCAGUGUGUGGUGUUAAGACUUUCCUCUCGGUUCAGGUUUGUGUCCCUGCCUCUCUUUCUCCCUCUCCCUAAAUCCUAUGGCGUUUCACCCUCACUGGUGCAGGUAGCUGUGUAGAAUUGUACAGACAGUUGUACAGAAUUCACUGACUGCUCCAUUAAUAGGGCUUUGAAUCAAGUAUGUUUUUGUUUGGUUUUCAUUAUUAACUCCAGAAAAGGGGGCUAACACUUUCAGGAGCAAAUGAUUCUUCACCAAGCUCUUUCUUCAGAUGGACUUUUCCAAGUAAGCUAUGCUUCCUUCCACCAUAAAACAUGGUCAACUGUGUGGUACACCUUCACUCUGAUGAACUGGUAUUGUCGGUAAACCAUCAGCUGUAGAAAUGAGGGAAUUUUAAGUUUCUAAGGCAAACUCUUCAAACUGUCCUUGAAAGUGUUCCUUGAAGCCUGUCUAAAACAUCCCUAACAAGUGUUGAAAAGAAUUCCGAGAUUAUGGCAAAAUAAAGAACAAUAUUUUUAAAUGCUUGCAAUAAGUUAUUAAAAUUUUCUUCCUUGAUUUUCAUUUGUUUAUGAUAUGUUUGAAUUUUAGAGAAAAUUCACACUCAAAACAGUAUUCAGCCUAUACUGUGUACCAAAUGCUUGAAAAAAAAAUACCCAGGCAUUUAUGGUUGUAUUUACCUUCGUUGUUUCCUACCCACUAGGAAGGUAAGUGGAGACAAGGCAGGCUAGUUAAUAACUAACUUGGAUAUUAUAUUUUUAUAUUUUUACUCUCCAAUUAGAGACUUGUUUUAUCCCAAUGAACAUUUUCUUUCCGGUAUGUACAUAUACAAUGCUUUAAAGCAGUAUUUUCUAAAGUUUGUCCCAAGUAAUCCUAAUCCUCAUCAAUGCUACAGAAAAAGAUGAUGACGGCACAGAAGAUGAAGAAAGAUGAGGAGGAGGAGAAAUAUAAAAAGAAAAAUAAAAAGAGGGAGGAUUCUGAGUUCUGGAGUCAGAUAAAUUUUCUUUCAGAGAUUUACAAUUUAUACAAGUAUAUUAAAGGAUGUAUAAACACAUACAGCUUUAAAAAAAAAAGCUUAACACUAAAAAUCAUUUCCAAAAUUUGACUAGAGAGUGCUACUUUUAUGUAAAAUCCAUUACCUAAAUGCACUUUGGGGAAUAUUGCAUUAUAUAAAGGGUCUCAAUUAAAAGUCUUUUAGAAUAGGCUCCCAAGGAAUCCAUUGAAGGAAAUACUCCUUCCAGGAUUAAGACAAUUCUCUUAAAACUACAGAUCCUGCUCAAACUUCAAGGGGCAUCUCAAUUCCUUUCUCCUCAAUUGCUAUGGCUUCCAUGAUGAUUCUAGAUAAUGUUAAUAUUUCUUCCUUUCGUUGCCCAGCACUUAAUUUCCGGUAUCAGGAAUUAUUAUUUGAUCAGAUUCAUCUUAAUAUUUUAUCUUAAAUACAACUUAUUAUUUACAUAGUUUGUUUUCUAUCCACAUUUGUUUAAAAUGUUUUCUCCUGAAAAAGUAUAUGAUCUUUUACGUUCCUUUAAGCUUCUAAUGGGAAAAGCUAGGUAUAUGGUGGUUAAUACAUAAAGACAAAUCGCAUUAAACCAGUGUAUCAAUAAAAAUCUAAUUGUCAAAAAAAUACAUUACUGGAAUAAAAUACAACUUACUUAAAGGUAGAUAUGA